AUGAAUAAAUAUAGUACUGAGACAGUAAGAGAUAAUGAAUUAGAAAGAGAUGAAUUAAUGGAAGAAAUAAUAUAUAAUUAUAGUGAGCUAGAUAGUCAGGAUAUGGAUAUUGAGUCAUACGUGCAUACGAAGCAAAUGACUAUACUAUUAGAAGGAUCUGAGAUAAGAAAAAGCAUAGACAAGAAGAAGUGUUUUAUCUCAGAUAAAGAAAAGAACAACCUUCCUUUGGGCUUAAAAAUACUUGCAUUUACUAUAUACCAGCAGAUAAAUAGAAUAAUCAAAGCCAUUCUAUCUCAUAGAAUGGAGAUGCCUAGUACCAGCAAUCCUUCAGAGAAAAGCACGAAAAUCCUCAAGAAAACUGACUUUCUACUAAAACAGCUAGAUCUACAGAAGACAUGCAUCUUCUCACAGGAAAUAAUGCAAGACUUGAAGUAUUUAUACUGCAAGGACCCAUAUACAGUAGAAUCCUGCAUACUCAGAAUAGAAGAUGAACUAAACAGUCCAUGGUGCAAGACAGAAAUACUUAGUAGACUUGAAAGAAUAAUGGCAGAGCCAACUAAAAAGGACAUGAAAUAUAUUCGAAUAGCAAUUAAUAAGCUAGAUAUUUUGAGUGCCCAAGACUAUAUAGCCCAGCAAGUUAAUAGGCAGAUUUUCAUUAGAAAUGACACAAAGGCAAUCCUGCAAGAAAUCAUCAAAGGCUCCUAUACGAUAAAAAGUGAGUUGCAAAGUGCAUUUACAGUGGAUAUAAAUGAAGAUCCAGAUGAAAACAUACAGAUCCUUAUAAAAACUAUUGCACAUAUAUUGCAUGGAACAGAAAGACCAGAAGAAUUAUUGUACGGAAGGUAUGUGCCAUGUCUAAAAGACUUUAGGGAAAAAGCAGCAAAAAAGAAUCUCUCAAAGGAAUAUGCAGAGACUGUCUGCUAUUACAGCCAUGAAAGAAUAAUCUCAGAGGUUGAAAAAAAUGACAAGUUAAUUGGUCAAAUAAAUAUCCAGAAUAGUGAAUGCUGCCUCUUACAGCAGACUAUGAUGGUGUUUAAUAGUAUCUCAGAGAAAAGUGAAGUAAAAGAGCAAACUAAGAGUGUAGAGCAUGAUGUACAAGGCAAUAUACCAGAACAUCUUGAGAUAAAGGAUAAUGAGUAUUAUUUAUCACAUCAAACAAGUGGUGAUCUAGACAAAGAUAUAAUAUCCCACAUAAAAUCACAUCCUAUAAGACACGACAAAGAGUUAAAUGAAAUAUCUGCAAGCAAAGCAAUAGAAACCCUAAAGACAAUAGGAAGCCUUUUGGUUAAGUGCCUGGUAGAAGACGACAAGGAGAAAGCCCUUAAAGAUCUGAAGGCAGCAUAUAAAAGGAUUAAUUCUGUUCCACUCAAGAUAAUUGAGGAGUAUAUGCCAAGAAUAUGGAUGGAUUUACUUCUCAAAAAUGAUUUAUAUAUUUCCAUCACCAAGGAAAGGAAUACAUAUAUGGGCAUAAAAAUAGUUCAAGCAGUGCAACAAUACCGCACGGAUAUGCUACAUAUAUUACUAAGUGUCUUUAUGGAGGCAUCAGUCGUUUAUUCUCUUUCUAUGGGAAAAGCCUUAUUAAAAACCAUUAUGCCUGUUUAUAUACAGGCCUUCCAGCCAAAUACAAUUGCAAGGAAACAGAGCCUUUUAAGGAACAAUAGGAGCAGAUUUGCAGGGUGGUUGGCCGUGCAAUACUACAGACUAAAAUGCAGCAUAUUCAAAGACCAUGAUAUAACCACUGUCAAAGAGGAUAUCUUUGGUGAUGUAUCGCAGUUUUUGCCUAUGAAGAAUAUUCUAUCAAUGAUACUGGAUAUAAUUAAUGAAAAACAACAAAGGGAUCUUUCCAUUAUAAAUGAAGAACUGGUUAAGCACGGAUGCAUUGGUAUUAGGCUCCUGAAUAAGAUGAAUAUGGCAGCAAAAGUAGAAUAUAUACGAAAUUCAGAAUUAGGCAAGGAGACACAUGAAGGACUAGAUACUACAGAAAUAAGAGAGAAGCUAAAGACCAUUAUCCAUACGGAAGAGUCUCCAAAAAUAAAUAUGAAGCUAUACUAUCACGACUGCAUCACGAAAUCAGAAAUUAAAAAAGCUGCAAAAAGUCUUCAUAAUUUUCCUUCCUUUCCUUUGCAGCCAAGAAAGAGAGGAGAAAUAAUUGAAAUUACCCCAAGACCACUAAGAGUAACAGGGCACCAAGGUGAUAUCUAUAGAAAGUUAAACAACUAUCUUCAGUUACCAGACAUUGAAAAAGACCCAAAAGUCAUAAAGAAAUUUCUUUGUGAAAUCUCACAGUAUUUAAGAAUAGGAAUACACUCCAUUAUUAAGAACCAGCAAACAGAUUGCACCCCAAGAAACGCUAUAAGAUUUAAGAAUCCUGUGCUAAAACCAAAAUACAAUUUUGUGACUAAAUCACUUGAAGUACUAGGCAGUGCACUGUAUGAUGACUUUAUGCGUUUAGUAGAAGUAGUAAAGAAUUCAAUUAUUUCUUGUGCUACAAGAAUAGACAGUUAUAUUACGACUAGAUAUUCUUCUCAGAAUAAUUCUUUGCCUCUUAGGGCAUGGUCUGCUUGCAAAAGGAAGUAUUUCUACUGGUUUUUUGAUCCACCCCAUAAUAUGCUGUAUACAUAUAUAGACAGAUCCAUCAUUCUUAAUAAUAGAAUUACCCAAAUAAAUCACCCUGCUGCCACCUGCAUCUAUAAUAUUCCUGAAAUUCUGCCAGUGACAAAGGAAAAAAAGCUUAUUAGACAGUUAAAAAGGAAAAACACAGAAACAAAGCAGGAAAUACUUCUGAAAAGAGCAAUAAACUCCUUCUACAUGAUCUCCCAAAGGGAUCCAAACCGCAUAAAUAUAAAAAAUGCAGAUUUAUCCCAGGUAUAUGACUAUAUGCAAAUACUAGCCCAAAACAUUCAAGUAAAAAUAGCACUACUUAGUCAGAAAGACAGUGCUCUUUUUAGAUUUAGUGAGUCACAUGCAGAUUGUGAUACUGAUAUUCAUGAUAUUCAGUUUAAUCCCAGCAGCAAUUUACAAAAGAGUCUACAUAAACUUAAAACCCCCAUAUUAUCAUGCCUAGCCUUUGUACUAGAUAUAAUUAUUGCAUAUUUUAUUUGGGUCUCCAUGGAGUUCAUAAUGAAAAAUAUUAUAUCCUAUGUGUAG
Messenger RNA from Nematocida ausubeli, 3147 nucleotides. RefSeq lists its product as uncharacterized. The transcript has a single exon. Lineage: Eukaryota; Fungi; Microsporidia. The record is from RefSeq and is a predicted model, not a curated record. The coding region runs from base 1 to 3147 and encodes 1048 amino acids.